This is a messenger RNA of Tigriopus californicus, 1290 nucleotides long. RefSeq lists its product as uncharacterized. The record is from RefSeq and is a predicted model, not a curated record. The coding region runs from base 598 to 1203 and encodes 201 amino acids. NCBI's taxonomy places the organism in Eukaryota, Metazoa, Arthropoda, Copepoda, Harpacticoida, Harpacticidae. The transcript has 3 exons.
UUCUUUUUUUGCCGGCCCUAAUAAUUGCGACAAACCACUUUUUCAAUCUUGUUUUGAUAUGAUGAGAAAAUUGUAGACUUGUUGCGGGUUCUCCCUGUAGUGGUGGAUAAGUGAGCAAAGAGUUGCGUUCUCAUUAAUAUCCGUCACAUGAAAGGGAGAUUUCAAAUUGGUGGAGGAGAAUCUUACCAAGAGUAUUUCCAAUGAUCAUUGGACAAGGUCACCACGCAAAUGAGCUUGUUUUGUAGUUGAAUCAAACAAUUAUAUGUCAAUUUCGUCUGCAAACUCUGCGCUUGUUGAAUAGACUCUAAUCUCCCAAAAAGUUAAUGUCGAGGUUUCUCCACACUCUCUGUUUGCGUCAUCCAAUAAGCUUCAUAUUCCAAAUAUCAACGCUUCAUAAACUUGGCAUUCAGGUGAAAUGACAAAAUCAUGAAUAAACAUGACACAACGGUCAAAUGAUCAGUGUGAAUGGGAACGUCUUGUCAGACUCUUUUACGGACAGUUGACUUUUGAUGAAUGUAAAAGAAACUUUCAAUUUCCAGUCAAAUUCUCCGUCAGUCCACAUUUGGCUUUGGGCAAAGAAAGAUUAAAAUCUAUACCAUGGUAAGUUCACGAGACAACAACAACAACGGCCGUCUCUCAAUAUCUUCUAUCGACUCAUUUUAUUUCAAGACCCGACUUCAAUGGGCAUUUGCUUUUAACGUCUUGUUUCUUUGGCUGAACGUGGAAUGUCUCAAUUUGGAACAUUUCCUUCGAUCGGAAGUGUCCGCCAUCGAUCCCCAAGUACAAUCCUCUCUUCAGGAACGACAACCAAGAUUUCUCAUUCGGACAACCUCCACCGUGACUGCGACCUCAUUUGUUUCGACCUCAACGGCUUGUUUCACAACAGCUGCCACUUUUACCGCUAUUUGUGCACGAAGAAAAAAGCGGGGUUUUCGAAUUUUGGACGCGCCCAUUCGAGGACAGCACCCUGCAGAAAGCCAAGUCCAGCCUAGUCAAUCCGUACAACAAAAAGGUGCUCAAGAGGCGACAAUCCCUGAGAUUCAACCAUCUAUCACUACUGCAAGUCGAGAGGGUCGGUUUUUCCAAUUUCUCUUUACAACAACCUUGACGACAACAACAUUGACGAGUACCACAAUAACGGGUACAACCACCUUUACAUUGGGGGCUUGCCAACCAUCGAGUUUUAUAUAUAACGCAUGUUAGUGAUGAAGUAUCCCAUGGGAUAUUUGGAUGUAUACUACAAAUGAAUGAUUUGAAGCCAUGAUGAAUUACAUACACUAUUGCCUGUAA